Messenger RNA from Colius striatus (speckled mousebird), 1604 nucleotides. RefSeq names its product proteasome 26S subunit, non-ATPase 14 (gene PSMD14). The record is from RefSeq and is a predicted model, not a curated record. Lineage: Eukaryota; Metazoa; Chordata; Aves; Coliiformes; Coliidae. The transcript is spliced from 12 exons. Bases 342 to 1274 code for a protein of 310 amino acids. Gene Ontology annotation, cellular component: proteasome regulatory particle, lid subcomplex. Gene Ontology annotation, biological process: proteasome-mediated ubiquitin-dependent protein catabolic process; protein deubiquitination. Gene Ontology annotation, molecular function: proteasome binding; protein binding; metallopeptidase activity.
CUGCCUUCUUCCAGGCCCGCGGCAGCUGCCGUGUUUUGCUUCAGCGGCGCCCGCGUUUCAGGAACUGACGAGUGUUUCGGGGAGCUUCCGAGCGCGAGUUUAUUCUGCGGGGAGCAGCAGCGAUCUGCUUCGCAUCAGAGGGACUUCACGCACUGAAGCGCGACAGCCUGUGUUGUGAAGCCUUGCGAGGAUCGUUGGCAGUCCCGCGUUCUAGCGGGAGGGGGAUGCGAGGGCAAAACGCUGGCUGGGGAAAGAGACCUACUCGCAUCAUCUUUAUAGUCAAAAAGUGAGAGCUGCUGCUGAGUUUAUUCUGUGAGCGCUUCUUGUUGAGUACCAGAAAUAUGGAUAGACUUCUGCGACUUGGAGGAGGUAUGCCUGGACUGGGACAGGGGCCACCAACAGAUGCUCCUGCGGUUGAUACAGCGGAACAGGUUUAUAUCUCUUCCCUAGCACUGCUGAAAAUGUUGAAGCAUGGCCGUGCUGGUGUCCCUAUGGAAGUUAUGGGUCUGAUGCUCGGGGAAUUUGUUGAUGAUUACACUGUGAGAGUGAUUGAUGUUUUUGCAAUGCCACAGUCGGGAACGGGUGUCAGUGUGGAGGCAGUUGAUCCUGUAUUUCAAGCAAAAAUGUUGGAUAUGCUGAAACAGACAGGAAGACCUGAGAUGGUAGUUGGUUGGUAUCACAGUCACCCUGGCUUUGGCUGUUGGUUGUCUGGUGUAGAUAUCAAUACUCAGCAGAGCUUUGAAGCAUUAUCAGAAAGAGCUGUUGCUGUGGUGGUGGAUCCCAUUCAGAGUGUAAAAGGAAAGGUUGUUAUUGAUGCCUUCAGAUUGAUCAAUGCUAAUAUGAUGGUCUUGGGACAUGAACCAAGACAAACAACUUCAAAUCUGGGUCACUUAAACAAGCCAUCUAUCCAGGCACUAAUUCAUGGACUAAACAGACAUUACUACUCCAUCACCAUCAACUACAGGAAGAAUGAACUAGAACAGAAGAUGUUGCUAAAUUUGCAUAAGAAGAGUUGGAUGGAAGGCUUGACCCUUCAGGACUACAGUGAACAUUGCAAACUCAAUGAAACAGUAGUGAAGGAGAUGUUAGAAUUAGCUAAGAAUUAUAACAAGGCUGUUGAAGAAGAAGAUAAGAUGACACCUGAACAGCUGGCAAUAAAAAAUGUUGGCAAGCAGGACCCCAAACGUCAUUUAGAAGAGCAUGUGGACGUGCUGAUGACUUCAAACAUUGUCCAGUGUUUAGCUGCUAUGUUGGAUACUGUUGUAUUUAAAUAACCAGUUUACUGUUUCUGAUGCUUUCUUUGUAUAUUUGUUUAUUGUUUCUAAUACUCACAAACGGAGACUUUUGAGGCUAUAUUUGAUUAAACAGAGACAUCUGACUUCAAUUGCGGUGUAAGUGCAGCACUAUAACACCUUUCAGUCUCUAAUUGUGCAAUUGCUUCAGUUUCUUUACAUCGGGGUCUUUACAGAUUCCAGAGCAUUCAAGAACACAAUGUGGGAAAAAAAUGUAUUACACUUUCAUUUAAUAUUUGGGGGGAGAAAAAUCAGUAGUACAUAUAUAUUUUGAUUGCUGCAACGUAAUAAAAAUACAUUUACAAACCUGUC